This is a messenger RNA of Coffea arabica (coffee), 2877 nucleotides long. The record is from RefSeq and is a predicted model, not a curated record. Lineage: Eukaryota; Viridiplantae; Streptophyta; Magnoliopsida; Gentianales; Rubiaceae.
AUGGAUAAAAAUGCUAUGCGCCGGAAGCGUUAUGCAGAAAUGUCACCCACUGCCAAGGCUGCACUUUCACGUCGGAGGCGUGAGGCCAGGCUUCUUAAGAAAAAGAAUAAAUCAUCGCGCUCUUACCUUCGUACCGUGCCACUCGGGCAUGUUGAAACUGGUGUUUGUUUCUCUAAUUCAGCUCCUACGCGUAACGACUCGUUAGCAGCUUGUCAUGGUCAGGUUGUCGAUAGUCGUUCUGUUGCGCUUCAAGAAUCGUUGAACUAUACGUCUGCCGCUAUGCCUGCCUCGCUCUGUCUAUCUAGUCAAGCUUGUUCCUCUCCUAUUGUCCCACAUUUAGUGCAAUAUAGUUUGGAUUCUGAAGCAUUGGAUCAUCCUCCACAUAACAUUGUUAUAGCCUCGAGCCAGGAACAGCAAACUUCUGAUGCUCUGAGUAAAAAUGCACAUAAUACCUCCACAUCUGUUAACAAUUUAAUGAUUGAAAUUCUAAGUCCCCUCGAUGCAGCUCCUUCAAAUCACUUCUCCAGAAACUGUGUUCCUCCUUCUACUGCAUUAAAUCUCCCAUCUAAAAGUACCUGCCAGUGUACAGCUUCAUGCAGUGGCAGAAUUCCGUGUAGAAAACGUCCCCCACGAAAUUGUUCUGACAAAAAGAAAAAAACUGAACUUCUGGGAUCCCAUUGUUUACCUCAUGACCCUAUGCAUGGGUCAAAUCUUAAGUCCCUUGACUCUUCCAGUACUUCAUGCUCAGGCCACUUAAUUGAGCAGUUUCCAUCUUCUUCUAUUUCAUUCAGUCCUCAGUCUUUUUGCUCUACUCAGCCUACAGGCAACACGAAUGCUACCAGCAAAUCAUCUCGUCCUCAUAUUGGUGUUACAGCUGCUACAACGAAUCUUUCAAACGUUAUAUUGACAACAAGGAGGCAAUCAGGGACACUUACUGAACGCCGUCGUUCAAAAAAAUCUAGGAUUGAUGAAAUUGCUAAAGAGUCUUUAUUGCUCCCUGAUGCUCUUGAUUGUCAGUAUUGUGGAGCUAAAAGAUUCUAUUUGGAACCCCCUAGCUUUUGCUGCUCCCAAGGAGAAAUUUCUAUUGUUGCUCCUCCAAUGCCUUACGCUCUAAAGCGUCUAUUCAUAGGAGAUGAUGAAGAAUGUGAGCAUUUUAGGAAAUUAUCUCGCACAUAUAACAAUAAUGUGUCUUUCACUUCAUUUGCUGCAAAGUAUGAUCCAGAAUUGACAAGGAAUACAAAGGGAGUAUAUACCUUUCGUGUCCAGGGGCAGGUUUAUCAUUUUUUGAAUAGUUUAUCACAGCCUGAUGAUAGACCCUGUGGAAUCCACCUCUACUUUUUUGAUACCGAUGAAGACUUAAUCAGGCGAGUCGCUGCUUCUGACAAGCUUCGCGAGAGCACUUUGAAGCUUUUGAUGGACAUACUUUCUAAUAAUCCUUAUGCUAGAUUCUUUAAGGACCUAAGUGAUGUCCCAGAUCUUGAAAAGCAUAGUGUUGUCCUUAACUGCUUUCCUGGCCUUGACCAGCGCAUUUAUAAUCUUCCUUCUGCUUCUCAAGUCGCUGCUAUAUGGACUGAAAAUGAUGAUGAAUCAGUCGAUAGGCAACCGCAUAUUCUCGUAUAUAGCCGAUCAAAUACUGCUCACAAGGUCCAGCAUUAUUAUGCUUGUUAUGAUCCUUUGCAGUAUCCUCUCUUAUUUCCACGUGGUGAAUCUGGAUGGCACCAUGGAAUUAAACGAGCUUAUAAAAGAAAACGAACUGAUCAUUCCUUUGAUGAAGAGGUUAUCAUUGAUCCCUCUUCUCUGCUGAUCAUCGGAAAGAAGGAUGAGCAUACUGUAUCGGCUAGAGAGUAUUACUGCUAUAGGUUCCAGAUCAGGAAGAAUGACGAAUCUAUGCUAUUGCAUACUCUUAGAUUGCUGCAGCAAUUUUCAGUUGAUUCCUAUGUCAAAAUUGAAACAUCACGCCUGGAUUUUCAGCGCAAGAGGCAAAAUGAUAUUCGGACAGAAAUCCUUCAAGGAGUGCUAGAUAGUGUUUCCAUUGGUCAAAGCGAAGGCUUAAAAGUUGGCCGAAAAGUGAUAUUACCAGCUUCUUUUAUCGGUGGCCCAAGAGAUAUGAGGCGACGAUAUCUUGAUGCAAUGGCAUUGGUACAAAAAUAUGGAAAGCCGGAUAUUUUCCUGACCAUGACAUGUAAUCCAAUGUGGAAAGAGAUUCAAGAUAAUCUGCAAUUUAAAGAAAAACCUCAGGAUAGGCCAGAUCUUUUGUCUAGAGUGUUUAGAGCAAAAUUUGAAAUGCUUAAGGCUGAACUUUUAGACAAGAAAAUUUUUGGAGAAGUCGCUGCAUGCGUUUAUGUUAUUGAAUUCCAAAAACGGGGCUUUCCUCAUGCUCACUUAUUAUUAAUCUUGAAGCCGCAAUUUAAAUUGCUUAAUCCUGAGUCAUACGAUAGAAUAGUUUCUGCUGAGCUUCCUGAUCCUAAGCAGUUCCCUCAUUUGUAUUCUCUUGUUCUUAAGCACAUGGUUCAUGGACCUUGCGGGCACAUGGGUAAGAAUAGCCCUUGUAUGAAAGAUGGUAGCUGUAAAAAUCAUUAUCCAAAAAACUUCUGUGAACAUACAACUCAUGCCGAAGACAGCUAUCCAUACUAUAGGCGGCGGAAUGAUGGCAGCAAAAUAACUGUUCGCAGGUUUGAGCUUGACAAUAGAUGGAUCAUUCCUUAUAACCCAUAUCUUUUGGCCUUGUUUGAUUACCACAUGAAUGUGGAAAUCUGUUCCACUUUGAAGCUGGUUAAGUAUUUGUACAAGUACAUCUUCAAAGGACACGAUCUUAUCAGCUUCAAAAUUAUAUCUGACGAUUCCCGUGCCGAUGUCGAUGAGAUUAGAGAAUUCUAG